UGUCGUAUCAGGGGACUGAAAAUCGUAGAUUCUGUUAUGAUAAAUAUUUAGUAGGUAGUGAGGAUGUAGUGAGGAUAUUUUCAUAGCUAAAAAUUAUGAAUAGGCGGUCCAAUUUACCUUAUACUAUUAAGCAAAGUUGUUCAGUUUUACGGGUACAGCGGACCAAGGCGUUAGCUGACCCGCCUUAACCGCGCGUUUUUAGAGAAACAAGCGGUUUAGGUGGCUCAGCUAACGCCUUGGCCAACUGUACAAAAAUUAGAAAAUUAUUAUCAACAAACGGGUACUUACAAUAAUAUUUAGAUUAAAGAUUAGAUUAGGAAAGUUUUCAAAGAAAAAUCAUAUCAGUUUACUGUGGGUACUGUAUUAAUAAGUUAAGCAUUAGUUUGAAAAUGAUUUUGUUGGACGAAUAGUGUGUAAGUAAUUUAAUUUUUUUAUUCAGGUUACCAGAAUUCCAAGCAAAGCAGAAUUCCAGCAUUCCAAAUAAUAGUAUGGUGAUGUUCCUGGAUAUAGAUCGAUUUUUAACAAAAAAUGAUUUCCGAAGUCUAAGGGACUUGCAAUGGCCUUGGAGUAUUACACAUUUCUUACUAUCAGAAACAUGUCCCGGGUGUCACACCAUUGUGUCACUUAACAAUAGAGAUUUACAUUUUAUUAAGAUUUACGAAGACAUCAGAUCAUUGCUAUAUCAAGAUUGGUUUUGGUGUGAGAAUUGUAACUACGCAGUUUAUGAUCACUUUCCAAGAGACGAGUGUGAAAUUUGUAGCUAGUACUAGUAUGUAACUAAAUACAUACCUACUUACUACUUAAGUACCUAGCACCACACAAUAUUUAUUAACAUAGUUUCAUGUUUAUGAACAAACACGAUGCCAUUCAAAGUGAUUCAAACUAUGGAACGAGGCUGUCUGCGAUUGACGACUGUCCCAGAGCAGUGGGAAAAAAAUGGUACUUUGUUCUGGCCCAAAACUAACGCGGAAAAACUUAGAAGGCGCGAGAAUUGUUAUCCAGAUCCUACUUGGAGAACUUUUAAUUGUAUUUUGAAAAGAAGCCAUUUACCAACAUUUAAAGACGCAGAAAAUCAAAUAGAUGCAAUGAGUGAUAGGUCCGAUACCGAGACGGAGAAUGAGUAUCGGAACAAUUCGCUAUCUGUAACCACCCAAAGAGAACCGUUGGCUCAUUCUUUUAAUAAAAUGGCGCAGGAGUUGGUAGAGAAUGAUCAAGAAAAUAUUGCUGCUGCUAUGCUAGAAAAGGAAAACAUACCACCGGGUGAAAACUAUGAUGCUGCCGUUAAUAUUGUUCAAACUCUGGAACCAAACUCUUUACCAGAAACAAUUGACCUAGGCUGUGAAAACACAGACAACCAAAGUCAAAACAUUUUGAUAUUAAAUCAAGAUGUACCACUACAGCAAAUUCAAGAGGAUAUACAGGCUCUUAAACAUGAUCUCAAAACAAUUCUUACUAAUCAAAAUGCUUUGUUUGAACUUCAAAACAAAUUACUUUUAAAACAUUCAGAAUUUCAGACCCAAUUCGAGGAAUACAUAAAGCUGUCUUCUAAGCUACCAGCUCAGGAUCGGGAUGAUGGUAUAAAUACCAUAAAAACUUCAAAUGAUUUUGAUGACUUUGAAAGAAACCUGUUAGAUGCAGUAUUUAAAGAAGAUCAUAAAAAAAAAUUACGUGGGUUAUGUAGCAGAGGAUCUGGAAAGGGUACUUCAAAUGCAUACUACCUCAUUGAUCAUUUAUUUGACAGAGAGUUUUUGAAAAGUUGUACAUGGACUGGUUCAUCAAAGAAAGACCCGGUAAAGAUUUGUUUCAAAGCCCGAGAAAGAACAAUAAAUUUUUUCCAUGAUAUUGUGAAGGAAUCAGACGAAACAUUCAGCAAAGCAGAUUGCGAAAAAUUUUUCAAAAUUAUACUCAAAAAUGCUCACCAGCGCUGUGAGAGCAAUAAGAGAGCAUCUUCAGCAAGACAACGUACUAAGGGGAAAAAAACUAAAAAUGAUACUGCUACAACAUCUUCUGUGUGCGCUAUAGAACAGCCAGCUCAAGAAGAUAAUGUUCGUCCUCCACCCGAACCUUUGCUAGAUCAGCCAGUUCCAGCAAUACCUGAAUCCUCAGAACAAAAUCAACUUGAGAAUGUAGAGGUGAUAAACCUGCCCAGUGCUGCUGCUGUGCUGCCGGAAAAUUAAUUACUUAAGUAACAAAAAAAUGUGUUAACUUUCUAGAGUUGCUGUACCUAUGAAACUGAAAUAGUUCUCCAGUUAAAAAAGAAAAAACAGUUAGGUAUUCUACAUAAAAAUUUCUACUACACUCUAGAAACUUCAGAAAUUUAAUGUCAACAGCUACUGAAAGUUCAUGCAAUAAUUUUAUUUGCUGUUUGGAUAACAUAUCUUUGUAGUCCUUUUUUAUUUAUCUAGUGUUUAUUUUUUUAUUUGAAUUUUUGGCUCUUACGAAGCCCUAAAAAUUAUGUUCUUGAAGAAG
This is a messenger RNA of Cydia pomonella (codling moth), 2469 nucleotides long. RefSeq lists its product as uncharacterized. The record is from RefSeq and is a predicted model, not a curated record. The transcript has 3 exons. Bases 861 to 2177 code for a protein of 438 amino acids. NCBI's taxonomy places the organism in Eukaryota, Metazoa, Arthropoda, Insecta, Lepidoptera, Tortricidae.